This is a messenger RNA of Ipomoea nil (Japanese morning glory), 1161 nucleotides long. RefSeq names its product F-box/kelch-repeat protein At3g06240-like. Gene Ontology annotation, molecular function: protein binding. NCBI's taxonomy places the organism in Eukaryota, Viridiplantae, Streptophyta, Magnoliopsida, Solanales, Convolvulaceae. The record is from RefSeq and is a predicted model, not a curated record. The transcript has a single exon. Bases 1 to 1161 code for a protein of 386 amino acids.
AUGGCAAGUGCAGAGCAGAAGAUGGAUGAGUUAGCUAACAAAGUAGAAACCAGUGUUCAUCUCCAAGAAUUCCCAGAUCUCCCACAAGAAAUCAUCCUUGAUAUUCUCCUGAGGUUGCCCGUCAAGUCACUCCUACGAUUCAGGUGUGUUUCCAAAUGCUGGCUUUCUUUGAUCUCCAGUCCUCAAUUCAUCAAAACCCAUCUCGAGUUUUCAAAGAAAUUUGGGCCCAAACGGCUUGCUCUCAUGGCCACCCGGUUUGGUCAACCCGAGAUCUGUUCUUCUUACUCCAUAGUUUGUGAAAAUUCCUGUAUUGUCAGAGUAGUUGAGCUCGACCGCUUUCAGAAAACUGCCGAUAUACCUUCGCUCUGCAUUCUGGGUUCCUGCAACGGAUUACUGUGUCUGUUGACCUCCUCGUAUAAACUCUCGUUCUGGAACCCAUCCACGAGACAAACAAGCAUAAUAGACGACCCAGGUUAUGAAAUUAAGGAUGUUGGGUAUGUAACAUAUGGAUUUGGGUAUGAUGAGUUCCACGACGAUUAUAAACUGGUGAAGAUAUUGGGUUCCUCGCCUCCUAUUGAUGAUCCCGACGGCAUGUUUGAAAACACCGUUAUGGUUUACAGCAGAAACGCCAAGUCUUGGAGAGUGAUUCCGGGUUUUUAUUACAGUGAAAACUUUCCCCAUGGUAAUGGAGUUUUUCUCAACGGAGUUGUUUACUUGGGAGGCAGUAGUCUCAGGUGGGGUUUUUGUUCGGAGAUUUAUGCGUUUGAUUUGGCCACGGAGACGCUUCGGACCAUAACACUACCAGACAGCUACGAAGACCAAAGACCCUUUUGGAGAUUAGGCGUUUUGGGUGGAAAUAUUCUGGUGGCCUCUUGCCAGUGCUCUCCCGAGACGUUGCAUAUAUGGGCGUUGAAGAACUAUGGCAUGGCGGAGGAAUGUUGGGGGAAAUUGGUGUCGUUUUCAUUGGAUUACGAUAUCAGCAUUUCGCCUGUGUUUGUGACCCAGAAUGUGGAUGAGGUUUUGCUGCAGUAUGAUCUGGACAAACUGCUUUUGUAUAGGUUGAGAGAUGAUUCUUCGGCGCUGAUUAAAAUGUUUCCUCCAAAUAACCAUCUUUUGGUUCAAAUGGCUACCUACAAUGAAAGCCUAGUUUCAUAUUCCUGA